Molecule: messenger RNA, 744 nt
Organism: Seminavis robusta
Lineage: Eukaryota; Bacillariophyta; Bacillariophyceae; Naviculales; Naviculaceae
Source: the annotation of a GenBank genome assembly
AUGAGGUUUUCGUCGAGGACCCCAAGUAGUGUUAUCCUUGUCCUCUUUGUUGUCGUCCGAGGAUCUCUCUCUCUACCACUGUUCCGAACGGUUGUUCCCAUGGAUACCGGCAGGAGAAGGUUCACAAUUUCGUCGACAACUCUGGGCGGAGGUUCCAACAACCAUGGCAAUCCAUUCAGCAACCACCAUCCUCAUCACACAAGCAACUGCAAAGAUUCUCACAAUAAUAACAACGAAAACUCGGAUCAGAACGACCGACGGAGUGUCCAUUUGAUAGUGCCACGAGCAUGGGCUCGAACGUUGUACAUUUUCUCGGCCUUUAAUCCCUUCUUGGCGGUCUUUUUCAACGAUUACUCGCACAUGGUGGAAUUUGCGCCACACAUGCAAUCCGCGCAACACAUUCGCGUCUUGGCCAAAACCUACCAGACCCUCUUCUUCUUUGCCCGACUCAAGCCACGCGUCUCCUUUGCCAUUGGAGCCGCGCUACGAGCCUUGCAAUUGACCACGGCAUUUCAAUACGUCUUUGAUCCUACCAUUGGCGUGGGAUUCGGAUUGAAUCUAUUGUGUCUCUAUGCCAAAUCAAGAUGGCCAGCCACCAUUGUCUUGGGAUGGGCCAUUUCCAAGCCAUUAUGGAAAGUGCUCGGGGCCAAUCCACCUUCGGGAUUGCCAGUGCCAAUCACUAUUUCACUCAAGCCAAACAAGGAUGCGCCCGUGGCUACCAAAGGAUAUCGAAUUGGAUUAUGA